Molecule: messenger RNA, 1474 nt
Organism: Trifolium pratense (red clover)
Lineage: Eukaryota; Viridiplantae; Streptophyta; Magnoliopsida; Fabales; Fabaceae
Product: U-box domain-containing protein 9-like
Exons: 2
Coding region: 113-1474 (453 amino acids)
Biological process (GO): protein ubiquitination
Cellular component (GO): nucleus; cytoplasm
Molecular function (GO): protein binding; ubiquitin-protein transferase activity
Source: RefSeq, a predicted model, not a curated record
UGCCAAGUCAUUCUAUUUCUGUUAUCAAGAUUCAUUUUUUAACUGUCAAAUCUUUUUCUUGUGUACCAAGAUUUGACAUCUAAGUCUAGUUGCAAGAAAUUCUUGUUUCGCAAUGGCCAACAAUGAAGAACAAACAUAUGCGUUGAAGGAUAAAUUGAAGGAACUUGUUAAUACUAUUGUGGAAAAUGAUGACUUUACUGUGCAUGCUGCUGAUGAAGCUAUCACUGCUCUUUCUAUUCUCCGAGAUAUGAAAUGUAGUGUUUCUUUCUCGCGUAAACUGGAUCGUUUAUCUGUUUCUGUUCCUCCACAGUUUCGAUGUCCUAUCUCAGGUCAUGUUAUGACUGAUCCUGUUAUCUUGGCUAAUGGACAGACUUAUGAUCGACCAUUCAUCCAAAGGUGGCUGAAUGAAAUCCACAAAACUUGCCCUCAAACUCAGAAUGUCCUCUCUCACUCCAUCCUUUCUCCUAACUAUUUGGUACAUGACAUGAUUUCAAGGUGGUGUAAGGAGCAUGGAAUUGAGCUACCAAUGCCUAUUGGGGAAAUCGACAAUGGAGAAGUAAGCGAAGCACACAAAUACCGUUUAAGUUCAUUACUUCACAAACUGUCAUUAUCUACACUUGACCAAAAAGAAGCUGCAAGCGAGCUUCGGCUGUUAUCGAAGCGAAUGCCUUCGUUUCGAACACUCUUUGGUGACUCAGAAGUGAUUCAGAAAUUACUCACUCCAUUUUCACCCGGCAUGGCUUGUAUUGAUCCUGAACUCCAAGAGGAUUUGAUCACAGCUGUUCUAAAUCUCUCAAUAGAAGAAAAAAAUAAGAGAGUUUUCGCAGAGGAUGAAAAGCUUAUCGCCUUUAUUAUCGAUUCAUUGAAAUCAGGAACCAUUCAAACCAGAAGCAAUGCUGCAGCAGCUGUUUUGUCAUUAUCAGCACUUGAUAUCAACAAACACAUCAUUGGAAAAACCGGUGCUAUCAAAUAUUUGGUCGAUCUUUUAGAAAAUGGACAUCCAUCAGCAAUGAAAGAUGCUGCUUCGGCUAUAUUCAAUCUAUGUAUUGCACAUGAAAAUAAAGCGAGGACUGUUCGAGAAGGUGCAAUUCAGGUUAUUCUCAGCAAGAUCAUCAUGGACCAUGUUCUAGUCGACGAGCUUUUGGCCUUAUUGGCACUUCUAUCUAGCCAUUCCAAGGCUAUUGAGGCAUUGGGAAGUCACGGCGCUGUUCCUUUCUUAAUGGAUAUUUUAAGGGAUGACAGUGUUUCGGAUCGGAGCAAGGAGAACUGUGUUGCAAUAUUGUACAUAAUAUUUUUCAACGAUAAAACAAAGAGGAAGGAAAUUAGAGAUGAUGAAAUAGCCAAUGGUACAUUGUCUAAGCUUGCCCAAUGUGGAACUUCAAGAGCUAAGAGGAAAGCUUGCGGUAUUCUCGAUAGGCUCAAGAUAGCUCAAUCCUCAACACUUGUGGGUCUCUUUGCUGUCAAUUUUAAAUAA